AUGGAAUCAUUAGUACCGUAUAACGAAACGGUGAGCACUGAAGUUCAAUUUGCUAAAGCACUUGAAAAAUACAAAUUUGACUUGCUCCAUGCAAAGUCGAAUUUUCAUGAUCAAGACCAAGAGCAAAACACUGCUGAUGUAAAUAACCAACAUCUUCAAACUCAAGCUCAAUCUUCAUCUCCAUUUGAUAUAGUUCAAAAGUUUGCAGAUAUUGCUGCAGCGAACGCAUACUCAGUACUUCCAGAUCAACUGAGUAGCAAUAUAGACGAUGAUGUUUAUGAUCAAGAUUUUACUAACUGGGAUUUGGAGAUGAAGUUUUGGAGGUUGGUUGAAAACUUAAACUACUACAGAGUUUUCUGCUAUGAAAAUGAAGUCUUUGGAAAAGAGAAGGAGAUUGGAGAACUAUAUGCAAUUUUGGACUGGUUACAGUAUCACUCUGCAGGAGAACGUGAACAUGACCAAAUAUUAAAAGAUCAGUUAGGUAAUGAAGACGAAAAUGGCAAUGGCGAUGAAGAAGAGAAAUUACUGGGUACUAGAAGCAAGUGGAUUAAUACACGAUUGAGUAUCGAAAAUGGAGUUUACGAUGCUCUUUCAGGAAAGAAUAGUAAUGAUCAGCUUAUUCAAGAAAUGGAUGUUGAUGCUCCAUUAAGAAGCGGUAUGCACGUUGAUGCAAAGGAUGCAGAAUUGGACUCAAAAAAUUUCCAAGCCAUUUACAAACUUGUUGUUCUUGGAGAGUAUACAGAUGCAAUUGAGUUUGCUAAUGAAACAGGUAAUCAUGCAUUGGCUGUGAUAUUAGCCGGAGCUAUAUCAUUUGUGGAGGAUGAUGACCAAGUUAUGGAACUAGCAAAUGAAGUUGAAGGUGAAGGCAAUAUAAAGCUUAGCGCUAGUACCAGAGACAAAACAAUUUGGGUGCGAUUGGUUUAUAAAUUGUCCAAAAACACAAACUUAGACCCCAAUGAGAGAUUGAUUUACAGCUACUUGAGCGGAGGUGAUAUAAGUGAAAAUUUAAAGAGAGCUUCCGACUCAUAUGAAGAAUCAAUUAACAUACUUGUGAGACAAUUGCUUACUUAUAGUGAGCUACAAAAAAUGCACCUGAACUCGUUUGUGGAAUUCACUCCGCCGGCACCACAAGCAAAUUCGAUGAAAGACAUCUUGAACAUUGUUUCAAACUCGCUAGGCUCUAGAGCAGCUGAAGAAAGUCGUCACCCUGUGCGGAUACUUAUGGCAGCAAUCAUGUUAGAUGACCUAGACCCAAUCAUAAGUGACCUCAAUGACUCGACCAAUGACAACAUCUUGAGGAUAUUAGUUCAUGCUUCAUUAUUUCUUGCGCUUUUGAGGUCUCCACAGAACCCCGAACAACUCAACGCAUUGAUCACAUUGUAUAUUUCCAAAUUGACCGAAAAUAAUCAGACGGAAUUGGUGCCUUUGUAUUUGUCAUUUAUUCCAGACGAAAGAGAUGCGCGUGAAACAUACUCAUUGAUCCUUGCCUCAAUCACUGAUAAGGAGCAACGAAGGAAGCAACUUGAAAUUGCCAAGGGAAUAUCACAAUCUCACCAGCAAUCACCUUUACCAUUAUUACAAUCACAGCCUUCAUCGCAUUCGAAUGAAGAUACCGAGAUGGUACCUAUCGAUGAUGUCGAGCAAGACAAGCUCGUUAAUGUGCUUAGACGUACAGUAGAAAGGGUUAUGGAUGAGACUGAAGAGUACUAUAACCCAGGAAAUGAACCAUUUGCUAUUGUUGAUAGUGGCAGCAACAACGAUGAAAAUGACUCCCUGGCUGCUAUUGACCAAGUUGAUUUAAAGUUGUCCUCUGCAGUUGAGUGGUUUUAUGAGAAUAAAAUGUACAAGGAUGCAAUCCUGGCUACGAUUAUAGUUAUCCGUCGAUUUCUUCUCAAUGGGAAAUUGCAAAGCUUAAAAAGCUUUGCCAAAGGCAAGAAUUUUAAGCAGUUGAUAAAUGAGUACAAUUUACAAAACUUUAGUAACGAUAGCGGGGUAGAGUACAACGGAUCAGCAGCAUUACCUUAUUCUUUUUCGUCUUCAUCAACAACGACGACAAAGUUUGUGCCAGAACAUGAAAUUAUCAGUGAGGACCAAAAAUUAGAAUUAAUGGACUAUCAAAAUUUUGUAAAAGGAUUGAAUUUGAUUAGCGAGUGGAAAGAGUUCAAUGGUAACCCCUAUACGGGUCCCAAUGUCGGUGCCUCUUUGGAUAAAACAGGUCAUGUGUUGAAUAAUUUAUUGGACACAUGGUUGGUUGACCUUGUGAAUAAAAGUCUGAACAGCAAAAAGAGAAAAAAGAACAAUAACAAUAACAGUGGCAAUGGCAAUGGUGGUAGAAACGAAACUAAAAAAGAGGAUGGCAAUGAAGAAGAUGAUUAUGGUGAUGAUGAUGAUGAUGAUAAACUUAUACUUAAGCAGUUUAGAUCCAUAUACGUUCCAUACAUCAUUAUGGAGUUGGUUUCUAUCUACCAAAAUGCAAGAAGUUUGGACUGGAAGUAUAUUACAUUGGCACUCAAGCUCAUCCAUUCUGUUGCUGAAGAAGAGUCAAAUGAUCUCUUACAAUGUUUCAAAGAGAGUGGCCGUUUGAAUGAAUUCUUGACCAAGAUUGCCGAGUUGUCCACUAUUGCAUGCGAAAGGGGCGUCAAAGGUUUGUACUGUUUGUAG
Messenger RNA from Lodderomyces elongisporus, 2661 nucleotides. It is a transcript of the gene NUP84, whose product is annotated as Nup84p. The transcript has a single exon. Lineage: Eukaryota; Fungi; Ascomycota; Pichiomycetes; Serinales; Debaryomycetaceae. The record is from RefSeq and is a predicted model, not a curated record. The coding region runs from base 1 to 2661 and encodes 886 amino acids. Gene Ontology annotation, cellular component: nuclear pore outer ring; nuclear pore. Gene Ontology annotation, biological process: post-transcriptional tethering of RNA polymerase II gene DNA at nuclear periphery; mRNA export from nucleus; protein import into nucleus. Gene Ontology annotation, molecular function: structural constituent of nuclear pore.